AUGAAGUGGAUUCUCCUGCUUCUUCUAACGGACGUUGUCGUUCAGACUUCUGCCAAAACAGUUGGCCAAUUGGAUGAUGACAAAAAAGGAUGCGGCAAAGACAAGGCUUGCCUGGAAACUUUGAAAGCGUACCGCACACGCGAAGUUUUGGAACGCAUAAUCGAACAGCUUCCUGGAGCCCCAAUUUCUGACGCCGCCGUCCAAAUCGACCCCGAGCUCCGUAAGAUGUACGUCGAUUUCUACGAAGACGAACGUCACAAAAAUUCGGACUUCAACCGCCAAGACGUAGACACCUACUUCUACUCAGCAAAGGAUCCGUUUGACGGAGAGGAUAGCUCGCAAAUGGUCGCAAUGUUCGACGUCACCCAAGACCUCGAGAAAAAAUACGAAAUCCUAGAAGCCAAACUCAUGGUGUCAACAACAUUGCCGACUUACUCGAGGAACAUUCUGGACGAUGUCAGAGUCCAAGUGUUUGAGAAAAAUAGAGAUAACUCGCUCGGUGAACUCGUGAAGACGCAAUCUUUCCGCAUAACAGGAGGUGAACGAAUCACGAUUGAUCUGCCAGUUGGAGCAGCCAAAAGGUGGUUUGAGUCAUCAGGAUCCUUCCACGGAAUCUUCGUGUCUGCCAUGCUCGAACAGCACAACAUUGCUGUACAUCCACAGCAGGAGACCAAAGACAGCGAGAAAAUGAUCCUCCAACUCUCCCUUCGGAACAAGGAGUUUGUCGGUCAAUCCACCAACUCAACCCUCCGCCGCUCUCGUCGUUCGCCAUCGGCUGCAAUCUGCGCCACUUCCCAGCCCUCUGAAGGAUGCUGUCUCUACGACCUGAUCGUCGAGUUCAAUAAGAUCGGAUGGGACUGGGUGAUCGCCCCACCACGUUACAACGCUUUUAUGUGCAGAGGACAGUGCGAGAAAAACGCACAUCAUCUUCUCAACGACUUCGGCCAUGCACGGAUCAUGCGAGCUGCAAACAGCAUCUACUCGGUCGCCAACAUGGAUCUGACCAGCCUCGGCCUUUGCUGCCACGCCUCUGAGUUCGACUACCUGAAGGUGAUCUACCUCAAUCAACAAGGUGUCAUCAAUGUGGCAAACCUCAACGGAAUGGUUGCAAAUCGCUGUGGAUGCUCAUAA
This is a messenger RNA of Caenorhabditis briggsae, 1131 nucleotides long. RefSeq names its product Protein CBR-DAF-7 (gene Cbr-daf-7). Gene Ontology annotation, molecular function: growth factor activity; cytokine activity. Gene Ontology annotation, cellular component: extracellular region. Gene Ontology annotation, biological process: SMAD protein signal transduction. The transcript is spliced from 5 exons. The coding region runs from base 1 to 1131 and encodes 376 amino acids. The record is from RefSeq and is a predicted model, not a curated record. Lineage: Eukaryota; Metazoa; Nematoda; Chromadorea; Rhabditida; Rhabditidae.